AUGAUCUCAAAAUCACUUUUUAGCGCUUUAUUUUUGGUGUCCAGCACCUUAGCAAUCCAACUAUCUGAUGUCCUAUAGAAGAGCAGAGUUCAGCUUUAGUGGAAGCAAGAAGCUACAAACAAGUUUAGCUGGAAUGCUACAUAAGAAUUAAAAUGGUCAGUAGCGAAUGCAUUUAUUGAUGUGCAGACAUCACCAGAUGGAGAUGUUUAUGCAAUUCAAAAUAUUAGCUCAGAGAUGAGUUAGCCCAAAUAUCACAUCUACAUGUACGAUAUCACCACCAAUGUAUGGAAUCUCACUGAUCCCGCCUUCCAAGCAAAAGCUAUAAGAUUUGAUAGAUUAGGCUCCAAAUUUUAUCUUACUCCAGAAAAUUGCGUCCUCAAUAAUCAAAAGCAAACAUUAUUAUGUGGUGUCUCUGAUUUUGAGGUUACAGUAGACAAAAAGAUAUAUGGACUUAUUGAUAACUCAGGAAGAUAGCAAGCUGAUACACUUUCAAGUUCUAUAUGGAAGACAGCUUCGAAUGAUAGUAGCUACACCUACAAGGCUCUUGCUGGAUAUAAGGGAAUCACAUUACUUAAAGACCAACCCAUAUUAAUUAAUCAAGAUGGCAGAGUUGACGCUCAAUAUGGAUCAGAGAAACUUAUAAGUAUUAGUGCUGGUAUUGACGGCUCACUUUGGGCUCUUCUUGAUGAGAUCAAUGUCACUGAUUACACAGUCCUUAAGUGGCAGACUGUUUCUUAAAAAUGGUAUAAGAUUACAGGCGUCUCUGGAGUAAGUCUCUCAUCUUACAAUGAAAUUUCAGUGGCUAUAGUCGAUUCUAAGGGACUACUCAGUCUAUCAUCACAGGUUGGGCACUAAGAUGAGGCUGCUUAUGUUGUAGAGACUGCUCCACCUACUAUAGCUCCAUCAACAACCUAAUCACAGACAACUAUUCCUUAAACAACUAUUGCACCAACAACUAUUGCACCUACUACUAAUCCACCAACUACAACAGUGCCAACAACUGUUCCACCUCUUCCUAUUGUGCUUUCUCAACCAUCAAACUCUAUUCUUACUCAUUCAGACUUCAAGUGGCUCUAAACUGCUGUCACAGGCAAAAACUUCACAGAGUUUUCACUAUUAUUCUCAGCUACAAAAAAUACUAAAUCCCUUGCGGAAGCAGUUAAUACCAUUCUAGGGAAAAGUGACGUCUUCGUUUUAAUGAGAACAAACACUUCUGUAGUUAUAGGUUUUUAUUACAAAACAGCUAUUGCUUAAGCUAGUGAUAAUUAUUUAUCAUCAAAUAAUGAGCUAACAGCUUUAUUAUCUGUAACAAAGCAAUUACGCUUCAUGGGAAUCACUGAUUAAAAUCGUCACUUUGGACUUUUUAACAACAACAGGUAUAUUCUUCUUAAUGACUAAGGUGGAAUGACUUUUGGACUGAACUGCUAUGUUGAUUCUACUAUAGAUAUGACCUUAGGCAAAGAUCGUGUUAGAUAAUAUAAGAAUGUCUCUGGAAAUGCACUUUAUGAACCUAACAAUCAAUUAUCAAACAAUUCAGACAUUAAUAAUGAUUUUGUCGAAUGCUAACAGAUUGAGAUUUAUCAAGCUAAGCAAUGA
Stylonychia lemnae is the source of this 1596-nucleotide messenger RNA. Lineage: Eukaryota; Ciliophora; Spirotrichea; Sporadotrichida; Oxytrichidae. The record is from the annotation of a GenBank genome assembly.